AUGCUAUCAAUCUCAAAGAAAUCUUUAGUAUCUGUUAACUCUAAAAAUGUUAUGAAGCAUUUGUCUUAUAAUAGAUCAUACUCCUCUUUCAUUACAAUAUCCACCAAAACUUCCUCAUUUCCUUUUUUGUCCUUAUACCCUCUAAUUAACAAAUCGGUAAUAUCUAAUACUAGGUACAACUCAACAUCUACCCCACCGACAAUAAAAUAUGGUAAGCCAUUAAGAAUAGAUAGAGAAUUACCUGAUCCAACUAAAGAACAGAGAAAACUAAUGGCCAGUUUUAUUCUUUUUGGUGGUAUCAUGGUCACUGCAUUAGCAGUCAUCUUCAAUUAUGAAAAGACUGAAAAUGCUAUCGUCACUAACACUUUAUACCAAUUACGUAGAUCUGAGAAAAUUAGAGAUUUGAUCGGGGAGAAUAUAGAAUUUGAUGGAUUAAUACCUUGGGUAUAUGGUCAGUUGAACCCAAUGGCCGGUAAGGUUAAUAUUAGAUUCUAUAUUAAGGGGAAUAAGAAUAAGUCAGGUGAGAUUAAAUUGGUUGCAGAUAGAUCAAAUAAGGAUCAAGAAUUUUUGAUUCAUGAAUGGUCCUUAACUGUAGAUGGACAACGAUUCGAUUUAUUGGAGGAAAAUUCUUCUUUCUUAUAG
Molecule: messenger RNA, 642 nt
Organism: Arxiozyma heterogenica
Lineage: Eukaryota; Fungi; Ascomycota; Saccharomycetes; Saccharomycetales; Saccharomycetaceae
Gene: COA1
Product: Coa1p
Exons: 1
Coding region: 1-642 (213 amino acids)
Biological process (GO): mitochondrial respiratory chain complex IV assembly
Cellular component (GO): mitochondrial inner membrane
Source: RefSeq, a predicted model, not a curated record